AUGAAUAGGCCCAUGCUACCUCCUGGCACAGGGAAGGAUGCAUUUGAGAUGGGACCCGUCCUGGGUACAGGGUCAUUCGGAAGGGUGAAGUGUGCGAAAUACCUGAAGUCCCGAGGAGCAACACUCGAGGAUACAACUCAAGUGCCCCCUCGAGUAGCCAUCAAAAUCCUAAAGAAGGCCAGCAUCAUUAAGUUAAAGCAUGUGGACCACAUUCUCAAUGAGAAGGCGAUUCUUUUAAGGCUUCAGCAUCCUCUCACGGUUCGCUGCUUUGGUACAUUUCAAGAUCCACGAUAUCUUUACCUGGUGAUGGAGUUUGUACAAGGUGGAGAGUUUUUCACGCAUUUAAGAAGGGCAAAGCGGUUCGACAGUGAGACAGCGAAAUUCUACGCCUCUAUGAUCGUUGACAUAUUCGACUAUCUUCAUGCAGACAACAUUAUCUACAGAGACCUUAAACCGGAAAAUAUGCUACUAGAUCGUGACGGCUACGUGAAGCUGACGGAUUUUGGCUUCGCCAAAGUAGUGGAACUUCGUACUGACACGCUUUGUGGCACUCCGGAGUACAUUGCCCCCGAGGUACUUCUCAACAAGGGCCACGGGAAGCCAGUUGACUGGUGGACCCUGGGGAUUCUGAUAUACGAAAUGCUUGUUGGCUAUCCUCCCUUCCUUGACGACGAUCCCCUUGGCAUCUACCAGAAAAUUCUUUGCGGAAAGUAUGUGUUUCCCAAGUUCUUUGACAAGGACGCCAAACUUCUCGUACGGAAGCUGCUACAGGCUGACCUUAGCAAGCGCUGGGGCAAUCUGAAGGAUGGAGUAAGGGAUAUUAAAGAAUGCAAGUGGUUUUCUACUAUAGACUUUGCGGAUAUUCGAGCCAAGAGGAUUCCCGCCCAAUUCAAGCCUGUUAUCAAGGGAGUCGACGAUGUGUCGAACUUCGAGUCCUACCCAGAAGACAAGGAGGACACCCCUCCGAUCGACCCCAACAAAGACCCUUUCAAGUCUUGGUGA
Molecule: messenger RNA, 1002 nt
Organism: Cyclospora cayetanensis
Lineage: Eukaryota; Apicomplexa; Conoidasida; Eucoccidiorida; Eimeriidae
Product: cAMP-dependent protein kinase catalytic subunit alpha
Exons: 8
Coding region: 1-1002 (333 amino acids)
Biological process (GO): signal transduction; peptidyl-serine phosphorylation
Cellular component (GO): cAMP-dependent protein kinase complex
Molecular function (GO): cAMP-dependent protein kinase activity; ATP binding
Source: RefSeq, a predicted model, not a curated record